Messenger RNA from Centruroides sculpturatus (bark scorpion), 1138 nucleotides. RefSeq lists its product as uncharacterized. Bases 443 to 1117 code for a protein of 224 amino acids. Lineage: Eukaryota; Metazoa; Arthropoda; Arachnida; Scorpiones; Buthidae. The record is from RefSeq and is a predicted model, not a curated record. The transcript is spliced from 3 exons.
UUCUAUAAAAAUAGGAAAUACUCAAACCACGAUAUAGAACUUCACGUUUUAUAUAUAUGAUUAGAAAUGAAACGUAAGUGACGAGAAACAGACAAACACGAUACUCAUUUCCUGUUCCCGGAUUCGACCUCACGGGAAUUUUGAAAAAUACGGUAUGUCGUAUGCUAACCUAUCUGAAAAAUAUAGAAUUAGGAAUUAGUGACAGUGCAGUUAUAUUCGCAUUUUGAUUAUUUUAUAUAAACAAUGAACUUUUCUGAAAAAGGAAAAAAUAUUUAAACGUCAUAAUAUGAUUUCGUUAUUAUCUUUUUGAGUUACUUUGUAUUGUUUCUUUAUAAAUUGCUAAAAGGAAGUUGUUUGCUGUUCAAUUUGUGCAAUAGGAGUCAACUACAAAGUAACCUUUCAAGAAGACACGUCUAAUAAAUGUGUUAAUACGUUAUCUAAAAUGAAAAUUCGAAUUAUUCAUAUGCUGGUCGUUUUGCUUCAACUGAUAACAUGCGUGAAUUUAAUGGCUACAAACGUGUCAAAAGAAGUACGAGACGAGGAAGAAGUAAAUCGUGUAUUGGAAAUGUUAGACAAUGCAGAAGCGAAAGUAAAAGGCUACUUGAAAUCUCUUACUAGAGCAGCACUUCCUUACAUGAUAAGAAUUACCGAAGAAACGAAUUUAUCUUCUUCCUGCAUCGAAGCUGGCAGUUUGUUCCUCAGAGACUUCAGACUUAUGAAACCAUGGACUAUAAAAUUAAUAGAUUCUUUUGGAAAACUACCAGCAGGCGUGUUAGGGAUGACACAAUGGAUACAAGGAGAUUACGAUCAGUGUUUGAGCAUAGAAAUUCCCCGAAAUAAAAGGAAGGUUACUAAUGGAGAAAAGAAGCAGGUUGGAGGGAAAUAUUGUGCCUUGAAAAUUGGAUUAUCAAACUCAAUAAUGAAUACUACAAACUCAAUUUAUCGUUUUGAAAACAAUUCAUUGAUUAAACUAGCAAAGGAUAUUGUUAAACCGGUAAAGCUUGGUGACGUCUUCAAAAAUGUAGCCAAAAUGAAGACGGGUAUACGAGUAGAUGUGUGCAUUCCUAAUACAUGUAGUGAUAACGACUUAAAAAGUGUUGGAAACUGGAGUAAGUAGAGUUAAAACUUUUUAAUUUUA